Physcomitrium patens is the source of this 2285-nucleotide messenger RNA. Lineage: Eukaryota; Viridiplantae; Streptophyta; Bryopsida; Funariales; Funariaceae. The record is from RefSeq and is a predicted model, not a curated record.
CAAACCCUAACCCACGGAAUUGUUGUUGUGUUGUGUUGUGUUGCGUUUUCCUUUCGUUUUUUUCCCACUCGCGAUCGUCUUUCCCCCUGUGAUUGAAUGGUCCGUUGUCUUGGUCUAGGGUUUCGAGUUUGAAGUGGCGAGUUUCCUGUUUCAGUUCCAGCUACUGUGUGUGUUUUUUCGUUUCAGCAUUUGCCCUCGCGUUCGAAGCUGUCGCUUCUUGCCCUUGUGUGUGUGUGUGUGUGUGUGUGUGUGUGUGCGCGCGUUCCUUUCCGUCGACCUCUCCAUGAGUUAUUGCAGGUUUUUGCUUUCGUCGCGUGCUUGAAGAGGAUGUCGGUUGAGAUGAGUUUCUAAUGCUGUUAGAGGGUUUUGAUAGGGAGGUUUUUGGUGUAGAGAUCGGUGCUCCGGCAAUCGGUUAUGGAUUGUGUUAGAAUUUUAGGAUUAGGUGCUCGGGGUUUGUGUUUUAGGCUGCGAGUGUGUCACCGGGUCAACGUAAGUUGUUCUCGUUUCGACUUUUAGGUCCCGCUCCCUUGUCAAGGGGGGAUUGUUGCUGGUUAAUAUCGUGUUGGGAAAAGCUUAGAUGUGCUGUGCAAUUGCAUCCGAUCGCUGUAGUUUUUGGAUUUGAGCAUACAUGUUUGGUGAGGUUUGGUCUAAUGGGAUUGUUCAGAGGUGCGAAAGUGCAGUUGGCAUUUCUUUGUGCUUAGGCAACUAAGCAACAGGCUUCUUAUGCCUUUUUUGUGAAGGAUGUCUGUUAUGCAGAUUUAGGACGACACUGUAAAAGUCUCCGCACAGGUGCUCACCUUGACGAAGAGGAAUUCUAGGGCGAGGCUUUAGCCAAUUAUGGUGCAAUGAAAAGAGAUUGACGUGCCGCAAUUGUCAAAAGGAGAGGGAACUUAACCCAGGUUGGUGGGUUGGAAGAAAAGUAUUUUCAAGGCAUGAAAUCAGCUGAGUUCAAUCUCUUUGCUCAGCUUCGGGCUUAAUAUUGGGAUUCCAGAGUUUCAUUGGAUAAGCCCAGGAGUGCUUGUAGUGAAGCAGGCGUAUUCCACUCACAGCGUAAGAAUCACUUUGUGAUUGUGUUAUACUGGAGGUUGAUUAGAUUGCACUAUCCUGUAAGCGGUACACAAAUGUGCCAAAGGUGACGGAGAUUCAAGAUCAAUGCAACCACAUGCGGGUGAUGCUCAAAUAGCUGGUGUAGUGGGUGGAGCACACAGAGCACUGGCAAGCGCCAUUGAUGACAGGCCGAACAGCAACAACGAGGCUAGCUCCCCCGGAGCGAUGCAAGAAGGACAAGUGAGGCCAGUGGUGGUGCGAGCUCCAUCUCAGAUCAGCACAGCCUCCCAGCUCCUUGCGGGGGGGAUUGCAGGGGCUUUCAGCAAAACAUGCACUGCCCCACUCGCUCGUCUCACGAUUCUUUUUCAGGUUCAAGGUAUGCGAUCAGCAUCAGGUGCUGUUUUGAGCAGCCCCAGUAUUCUGAAAGAAGCCUCACGAAUCUCUCGGGAAGAGGGUUUUAGAGCUUUCUGGAAGGGCAAUGGAGUUACGAUAGUUCAUCGACUGCCGUACUCAUCUAUAAAUUUUUUUGCUUACGAGCAGUACAAGAUGCAUUUGAGGAGGAUAAUGGGCAUUGACGGCGAUCAGGAGAGCCUCGGGGUCGGAAUGGGUACAAGGUUGUUAGCUGGUGGAGGUGCUGGUAUUACAGCUGCGUCUUUGACUUACCCGCUGGAUUUGGUUAGAACGCGCUUAGCUGCACAGACGAAGGACAUGUACUACAAAGGCAUUACUCACGCUCUGAUAACCAUUACCAAGGACGAAGGCUUUUGGGGAUUGUACAAAGGCAUGGGAACUACACUAAUGGGUGUUGGCCCAAACAUAGCUAUUAAUUUUUGUGUCUAUGAAACUCUCAAGUCGAUGUGGGUGGCGAAAAGGUCAGACGUGUCACCAGCCAUAGUUAGUCUUGCUUGUGGUAGUUUUGCUGGAAUAUGCUCAUCGACAGCAACCUUUCCUAUUGAUCUGGUGAGGAGGAGAAUGCAGUUGGAAGGAGCUGGGGGGAAGGCCAAGGUUUACAAACAUGGUCUUUCUGGGACAUUUAAGGAAAUUAUCACGAAAGAGGGUCUUUUUGGUCUGUAUCGGGGGAUUCUUCCAGAGUACUACAAGGUCAUUCCCAGUGUUGGCAUUGUGUUUAUGACCUACGAGUUUAUGAAACGCAUCCUACGGCCGAGGUCGUGGGAUGGAUUGUAGAUUGGUAAUGCGUUAUGAUAUUCUUUUCAAAUAUAUUGUGAUCAUGUGUUGAA